Messenger RNA from Phymastichus coffea, 5450 nucleotides. Its product is annotated as DENN domain-containing protein 1B. The transcript has 15 exons. Bases 122 to 2776 code for a protein of 884 amino acids. Gene Ontology annotation, molecular function: guanyl-nucleotide exchange factor activity; phosphatidylinositol phosphate binding. Gene Ontology annotation, biological process: endocytic recycling; endocytosis. The record is from RefSeq and is a predicted model, not a curated record. Lineage: Eukaryota; Metazoa; Arthropoda; Insecta; Hymenoptera; Eulophidae. Gene Ontology annotation, cellular component: intracellular membrane-bounded organelle; cytosol.
GAUGCUGGAAUUUGCACAUUGAAAUGUCAAAAAGGCACUGCACCCAGCAGCAGCAUCAUCAUGCUCAAGCUAAUCAAGGUCCAAUGCACUAGGAGAUUCACUUGCUUCACAGCACUACAUCAUGGGCUCCAGAUUGAGAGAGAACGUGAAACAGAUAUUUGAGUGCUUCUGUGAAGUAGCUCAACCUAAUGGAGAAAAACAAGCUUGGAUACUCCAAAGGUACCCUGAAUCGUAUAAUGAUACAGAGGUACUCAAAUCUGUUCCUAAAUUUGCAUACCCUUGUGAAAUUGAAAAUACCGCAAUUCAACAUUUUUCAUUUGUACUCACAAGCAUAGAUUCAAAAUGGACAUUUGGAUUUUGUCGGCAUGAUCCAAAGACCCAAACAGCUUUAGUUGUUUUAAGUGCUUUACCAUGGCAUGAAACAUUUUAUAAAUUAUUGAAUCAUAUAGCAACUUUAGUUUCUAGUAAUAAUGCAGGAGAUUUAUGGAAAUUUCUUGGGGAUGUUUAUGAAACUACUAUUCCAGUUUCUGGAGGUUCUGUUAGUGUUCCAUUGCCGGAUGACAAGACUACUUUCGUUUGUCAAAGGCCAAAACAAUUUCAAUUGCCAAGUAUACCAGAGAACAGAAACCUGACCGAAUAUUUUAGCGCAAUCGAUUCCCACAACAUGAUGAUAGUUUUUGCUUCCAUGCUGUAUGAAAGACGCAUUAUAUUCACGUCAAAAAGACUAUCUAGAUUAAGUGCAUGUGUGCAAGCUUGCAAUGCCUUAAUCUACCCAAUGAUCUGGCAGCAUAUAUAUAUACCAGUCUUACCUCGUUCGUUAACUGAUUAUUUAUUAGCACCCAUGCCGUUUCUCAUUGGAGUACCAGCUUCAACUCUUAAGCGCGUACGACACAGUGACUUGGGAGAACUUGUUAUUCUUAAUGCUGAUGAUAAUACGAUCGAGUCGCCGUUCCAAGAUUUGGAAUCAUUACCUCAAGACGUAGUAACGAAUUUGAGGAGAGCGUUGCGUAAUCGACCUGCUCUUCUUGGCGAUGGAGUAUCACGGGCUUUUUUGAGAGCAUUAGUUCAAUUAACAGCCGGUUAUCGGGAGGCACUAACCUUACAACAAGGCCAGAACGAUGACCAUGUUAGGAUAACGUUCGACCAAGAGGCUUUUGUCGAAAGUCGACCUAUUUCCAUGCAGCCGUUUCUUCGAAAAAUGUUGGAGUUGCAAAUUUUUCAACAGUUUAUUGAAGAAAGGUUACAUAUGCUAAACUCAGGACUUGGUUUUUCGGACGAAUUCGAGAUGGAAGCUUGUAAUUAUUCAGAUAAAUCCAGUAGUAAAUUUAUGCAACAAUACAGAGAGUGGACUUAUGCUAUGCGCAAAGAAGGAUCUGCUUUUAUUCGUAGUGUAAAAGAUAAAGCAAAUCCUGCUGUAAAAUAUGCUGUAAAAUCGGUUAAAGGUAAAGGAAAAGACAUGAAGACUGUUUACAAAGGCCUUAAGUUGAAAGGACGAAUGCAUAGAGGAGAUAACAGCAUGCGUUACAAUCAACCUAGAUCAGCGCCGAGUUCGCCGACUCUCGACCGAAGGCCAAUAUCUUUCGCUUCUCCGUCUAAAUCUCCCAGUGGCCUUACACCCACAACUAGCUAUCGCAAAGAAAUUAGGCUUCGAAAUAGUAACGUUGAAACUAGAAAAUUCUUCUUGCUCCAUAGUAGAAAGCAGUACUCACCGUUGUCGCCAGGUUCGCCAGAGGAUCCAGAUUCACCACCAGAGCGUCUGAAUAUCGACUUGAUGCACGAGCUUCGCGACGUCAUCUUUCCAAAUAUGCCUCCCGUGGACCGGAGCCUGAAGCCAGUGCGCAGUUUAGACAGCUUGAGACCGUCUUCCUUGAGGAGCAACGGCCGCUUGAGACAAGGACCGACACUUUCAGCAAACAACUCCGAUCCGUACGAGCACUAUUCCCUACCGAAGCAUCAACACAAACAAGUAACCAAAGAUUCACCUCCCGAUGCACCACCGCCCGCGAUGAAACCCUCCAAAGAGAAGGCGCCGCUUAUCGGGCCCAAACCUAGCAGCAACGAGCCUAAGAUUAACGAAUUUGUCAAUCCGACCAAUAAUCUGCUGUCGGUCGAUCGACAUCUCAAUAAACUUCGCACCGAAGAUCCAUUCGAACUGUAUACUAAUCCUAGCACACUCAAUGAUACUUAUAAUAAUGAGAGUGCCAAUGAUCCUUUCGAUACUAGCCAAGUACUCAAUCCCUUUGCUAUUCCAAAUCCUUUGUUUCGCAACAAUCGCAACCAUAAGUCGCCCGCUGAAUCACCACCUUCGCCAUUAAAAUCUAGCAAAUCACGCUCUGCUCCUGCUAAGGGACCAUCCGACGUGCAUGACUUAAUCAGGCUGGAUUCAACAAAUAGCGACGAAGAUUUCGAUCCGCUGCUAUCAAAAAAAGCAUCUUUGAAUAGUUCUAUCCCCAAGCAAAUGAGUCAGUCGUUACAUCUACCCGAGAUGAGCGAAGGAUUGAGCAACCCGUUAUAUCCUUAUUUUACGCCUAUACAGCGAAACUCCGAACCAGCACCUUCCAGUCAAUCGAAAAUCGGCGACUUGGACCUACUCCAAGAAUACGGCCUAGACUUCAAUAAGUUUAGCUUAUCGAAUGGUAACGCUUCGGCCUCAUCGACAUCGUCGUCGCAGCCAUCGUUAGAGCCAACUUACGGUAACAGUAAACAGCCCUUUGGUACAGCUUUUAGCGUUCAGCAGACCGUCAAAUCGCCAAGCAACUGGACCAAGUUCGACUGAACGAGCCAAGUAUAGGUGGGCAACGCGAUAGUUGAGAUUAUUUAAAAAUUUCAAUUGAGAGUCUUAGAUUGCGAAAGUUUCUUCUUUUAUUUAGUUUCAAAUAUAAAAUAACGAGAGUUGCUUAUAAUUUUACAUUGCAUACGAUAAUCUUGUUGGAGUAAAAUGUAUUUGUUGUUGAGUAGUUGACUUGCGAUCAUUUUCAUUUAAUCAUUGUUGAUUUUAUAAGUCACAUUCGAUUCUAUUUAAAAGUUGUGUAUUGUUACUUUAAGAUGGACUAUGUGAGUUGUAACUCGCAACAAGCAUUUGUUGAAAAAUUACUGAAAUUCUUUCGAUAUAAUUUUCAACGGUUUUUUAUUAAUGAUAUUUAAUUCAAAUAAUUAUGUGUGUAUAAGUAUUUAAUAGUAGAAUAUUGGUUUGAUUUUAUAGAUUUGAGCUACAUAAAAUUUAAGCUACAAUGAUAGUUUUAAACGAGAAUCAAACAUUUUAUAUAAACUUCUAAUCAGAUGUUCGAAUAGUGAGAGAAUCUACUUCUUUUACGCGCUGGACUUAAGUUUAGUAAUAAUUUCGGAUACAGGGUUAUUUAAGAUAUUAGAGCAACUCUCGUUAUUUGAUAGGAAAAUAAUUAGUAAAUGCUCCAUACCUCCCCUAAAAAAAAUCGAAAAACACAAUCAACAAAGAAAUAUUUUCCAUUAAAUAAUAAUGAUUAUUUAUUUGUAAAUUAGAAAUUUAGUGUCUAAUGUUUUUUAGUUAUUAUUUGAUUUCGCAAUUCUUAGCAAUUAUUUUUAUCUAUUUUUAAGGCCCACAUUAAUAUAUUACACAUAAAAAUAACCAAAAUAAAGAAGCAGUUAGAUCUACACUAUUUAUUCAGGAAAUCAACGUAGAUAUAUCAAAUACUCUAACGACUGAUAAGCAGUCGAAAGAUAGGUCUUAUGAAAUGAUAAGAAAUAAUCAAUUCUUCAAUUAAAAUUAUAAAUCAGAGAGUCUUGUACACACUUCUAAGUCAAAUUAAAAGAUUAUUUGAAAAGGGAGGGUUCAGCUAAUUGCUAUAUGGAAGAAAAUGAGAUAGAUAUCUUUUGGAUGAAUUUGUAAAACUAUGUACGUCAAAGAAAUUCUUUUUUCGAUAGUAGGCAAAGUAUAGUUAAUAAUUCUAAUAAUAACCUUUAUAAAGUUAUUGAGAAACCAUAGGAAAAAAAUAUUUUCUUCGUUGAUAUUUUUUUAAUUGUUUUAUUAACAGACUUGAGUAGCUAUUUUCUAUAAUGAUUAGUUUGACUAAUUGAUCAUCCGUAAAUUCGUAUAAUGUAGAGUGAGUUUAUUGAUGAACGUGUUUAUUUAUUUACGUUGAAUCAUGUUAAAACUUAGUGUGAAUACUGGUGAUAAUAAAAACAUAUCUCAUAUAGCGAAUGAAAAAAUAUCAUUUGAAAGUAAGCUUCUCACGUCUGCUCGAAAUAUUCUGCGAUACUGCUUCAAAAUUUGUUGUGAUAUGCAAAGUCGUAGUCUGUCCAUGUAUCAGUGCAAAUGAUAUUAUGCAAAGCGAUUUAUUUGUGACACGCUCAAGUCUAUCAUUUUAGCUUUUGCUUAUUAUAUCUUGUUCAAGGUACAACGAAAAAUCAGUUCAAUAAAAGACUAGAUAUUUGCAUCGCUGAGUUUGGUAUGACUAUAAAGCUGUUAAAUUUAUCUAUCAAACAAUUUGUUUUUUCGAAAUAUAUGGAAUUUUAAUUUAUCGUUAUCGUAAUAUUUAAACGAAUUAUAAUAGUUAUUUUGACGUAAAUUUCACGAUGUGUUUCUUGAUUUAUUAUCGGCCUUAUUUUUAACAAUCAUAAUCGAAUAAGUUUUGAUCUAUAUUCGAACAUAGCGAGUAAAAAAUGUACCGUGAAUAUAUGAAAUUAGCCAAUUGGAACCUAAACAGCACAAGUUCCUGCACAAAUGUAGAAUUAAAACAAAAAUUAAACGUGAUUAUAACGUUUAAAUUCGAGAAUUACUAUUAGUUUCAAUCAUCAUAAUUAUUUGUGCGAAAUUUUAUUGGAGACAUAAUAAUAUAGCUCAUUGGUCUUGAGGAAAAAAAGAGAAUAAUUCAAUUCAAUUACAAAUUCAAUGUGGCAAUUGUGUUCUUCCUUUUUGUAAAUAAGUAUCGAUUAACUGAUAGUCCGAGAAUGAAAGAUUGAUCAUUCCGAAAGUAACAACUAGACUCUGUAUAUUAUAUUUGUAUAUGUAUAUCGUAAUGCACUUUUUUCAAAAAAGCAUUAGUUUUUAUAUUUCACACAUAGCGUCGCGCUAGUUCGCGACCGUCGACAAUAUUUACUUGAAUUGAACUUUAUAUUAUAUUAAUUAUCGUUACCAGUUAUUAUUCAUCAUCUUACCGAAAAAAAAUUUAUAGAACAAUUAUUUUGCAUAUGGAGAAUUAGGACGUAUAGAAAUACUCAAUUAUUUACAAAUUAAAUGCGCUCAAACUCCAUUUUUGCAUUACGUAUAUUUACUUUCCUCAUUUUUUCGUUGAACAUGAGUUUUUAGGGAACGUGUAAUAUAUUUGUUAUGAUAUAUCUUUCCAUAGAUAUAUAUUAUAUACCUACAUUGGCACAAAUAAAUUUUUAAUAAAAAAUUUUACAUUGUUAUUUUACUUUCUACUUCUAUCAGUUUUAAUUUCAAUCGAUCAAAUAAAGAUGAAGGUGAAAUAAUA